Carya illinoinensis is the source of this 2472-nucleotide messenger RNA. RefSeq names its product protein FAR1-RELATED SEQUENCE 4-like. Bases 1 to 2472 code for a protein of 823 amino acids. The transcript is spliced from 6 exons. Lineage: Eukaryota; Viridiplantae; Streptophyta; Magnoliopsida; Fagales; Juglandaceae. The record is from RefSeq and is a predicted model, not a curated record. Gene Ontology annotation, molecular function: zinc ion binding.
AUGGGCGAAGAGGAAACUGGUAGGCCAUCCAUGCCUUCUACAUCAACCCAGGGAUAUCACCUGCCAUAUAUGAUGCCUACAUAUCCAAAUCCAUAUCCGUAUACUUGGGGUAGCCAGCAUUUGGCAAUGCCACCCUUUGGGGCAACCAUGCCAUACCCUCUAUCGACUAAUCCGGAGGAGCUGAGACUAGGUGAAGAUACAACGCAUCAUUCAUCCAUGCCACAUGACGUACCAACUAUGCCAUUUAGUGUCGAAAGUGAGAAGAAUGUUGGAGAAACUUCACCUGACAAAAGUGGUUCCCCAAAUGUGGAGGAUCAGUUUGAAGUAUCAGAUGAAGAUAAUAAAGUUGAGCCUCCAAAAGCUGGUAUGAAAUUUGGGUCUAAUAAAGAGGUUUUAUCAUAUUACAAACGAUAUGCCAAACAAGAGGGUUUUGGGGUUAUUAUAAGAAGGACGAAGAGAGAUAUAGAUGGCCAUGCAAGGUAUGUGACGAUUGCAUGUGCACGUGGCGGCAGGUACUAUCCAUGCCAUAGUAACUUAUCAAAGCCACGACCAACAACAAAAACGGAUUGUAAGGCUAAGGUUAAUGCUCGCCUAGUGAAGGGGGAAUGGGUGGUGACCAGUGUCGAGCUUGUUCACAAUCAUAGUACUGUUAGCCCUAAAAAAGCAAGAUUUUUUAGAUCUCACAAAAAUUUAGAUGAAUACAGUCAGAGGAUUCUUGACUUGAAUGAUAGAGCAGGUAUUCGGAUGCAUAAAAAUUUCAACGCACUUGUGACUGAUGCCGGGGGGUAUGAGAAUUUAGAUUUCCAAGAGAAAGAUUGUAGAAAUUUUAUUGACAGAGCUCGACAUUUGAGAAUGGGUAAAGGAGGUGGGGAAGCACUGAACGAGUAUUUUAAGAGAAUGAAGAAGAUGAAUGAUGGCUUUGUGUCCGUCAUGGAUGUGGAUGAUGAGUUUAGAGUUAGGAAUGUCUUUUGGGCUGAUGCAAGAAGUCGAGCUGCGUAUGAGUAUUUUGGUGAUGUGAUCACGUUCGAUACGACAUACCUCACAAACAGGUACGGAAUGCCAUUUGCUCCCUUCGUUGGUGUCAACCAUCACGGACAAUCCAUACUUUUAGGGGCGGGCUUGAUUUCAAGCGAGGAUACAAGUACAUUCGUAUGGUUAUUUGAAGCAUGGUUAGAAUGCAUGAAUGGACGGGCACCCCACGCCAUCAUAACAGACCAAGACAGGGCAAUGAAGAAUGCCAUUGCCAUUGUAUUCCCGAACACAAGGCAUCGAUAUUGUCUCUGGUAUAUAAUGCGGAAACUUCCUGAGAAAUUGGGAUCCCACUCAGCAUACCUUGAGUUGAAGACUGUCAUUCAUAAUGCAGUCUACGAUACACAGAGUUGUGAAGAAUUUGAUGAGAAGUGGGGGCAGCUAAUGAAUAACUAUGCUCUUACUAAUAAUGCAUGGUUGCAGGGGUUGUACACCGAGAGAUCAUAUUGGGUACCAGUUUAUUUGAAAGGUGUAUUUUGGGCUGGUAUGAGUACUACCCAACGGUCUGAAAGUAUGAACGCCUUCUUCGACGGAUUCGUGCAUUCCGGUACGACAUUAAAAGAAUUUGUCGAUCAAUUUGACAAUGCAUUGAGGAAGAAGGUGGAGACGGAGACGACAGCUGAUUUCCAUUCCUGUAACCAAACAAUCUCAUGUGUUUCCCCAUUCAAAAUUGAGAGGCAGUUUCAGUCAUGUUACACGAAUGCUAAAUUUAAAGAGGUCCAAGCAGAGGUUAUAGGGAUGCUUUUAUGUAACCCUUCACUUGUCAGCACACAAGGUAGCAUUUCUACCUUCGAUGUUUUUGAAGAAAUUUCCACCCCCGAUGGCCAAUCCAAAAUUAUGAAGUACAUAGUUUAUUUGAAUAAAGAGGAAUUGGAAGUUAAAUGCACUUGCGCCCUCUUUGAGAUGAGGGGGAUUAUUUGUAGGCAUUCAUUUAAAGUAUGUCAGAUGAAGUACAUUCAUGCUUUGCCAGAUAAAUAUUUGUUGGACCGAUGGCGAAAAGAUACAAAGAGAAGAUACACACUUAUUAAGAGUAGCUACGAUGAUUGUCGCCUCAAUCCGGAUGCACGUCGGUAUGAGGAAGUUGUUAAAAGAUGUAUACGAUUUGCCACACGUGUAUCUCGAAAUGAAGAGCAUGUAAAUGCAUUCUUUCAGUUUUUGGAUGACUUUGAGCUGAAGUUGGUAGGAGUAGAGCCUGUCACUUGUUCAACAAAGGAUCAAGAGAAUGUGGACGCUAAUAGGGGUAAGAAAAUAUUAAGUCCACACGUUGUUCGGGGGAAAGGGAGGCCGCCAACGCGAAGAAAGGUCCCGAUGGUUGAGAAGGCUGCUGGGAAGAGAAGGAAGAAACAGAUCAAGAGGAAAAUAUUUGACGAGGAACCACAAAAUCACAACAAUCUGGUGUCAGAAGUCUAUCCUUGUGUUGACGACGUUGUUAUCCCAACCUAG